CUCAACUUUGAAAGAACGGCUACUCAACAACAUAUCGCUGCCAAGCUUACAUUGUGGCUAAAAGCCCUCGACCCUCUGAUGUUUUGUGCUGUCAUACACGCCCACUGCUUCCAUCCUCUUUCCUGCCAUCCAAGCCAUCGCGAAACCAUCGUGAAUCCAUGACAACAGAAACGUGGUCGACUAUUCACUCAGUCUAUGAACUUUCCCCCACAACGUUCAAGAAAAGCUCCCGUCCUAAGGAGAAAUACUACGCCGUAAAGGGCGGGGAUGCAUUCUACAGAACACGACAUUGGAAAACCGAGCGCAUCCUCAACGAAGCUAGAGCGCUGCUCCUACUCGCUAAAACGAAAAUCCCGGUUCCUAAGUUUAUCCGAUGUGGCGACAACGAUGACGGCACCAUGUUCCUGGAGAUGAGUCGAGAAGACGGUGUCGAACUAAGUGAAGUGGGCAAGGCAUGUCACAUGUCAGGUACUGUGGGGCAUAACUACGUUGGCGAAUGCGAAAACUGCAAGGCCAUUGCGCAGGCCAAUGCGAAAGACUUCAUCCAGACUAUUCUGCUCCCCGAGCUCGCAAAUUUAACUUCCGACACCACAGGACUGGACGGGUUUGUGAUACCGCCGGCAUGGAUGCUGGAAACCGAUACACGAUCGAAGUGGGAGCCAGUGACGUUUUCGGACCCAGUACUCAUAUUCAUCCAUGGCGAUUUGGGGCCCUCUAAUCUGUUGAUGGACCCGAAGACGCUAACAGUGAAGUGCGUGAUUGAUUGGGAAAAUUCAGGAUAUUUUCAUCCAGAAUUCCAGAAAUGGGAGGUCGAUAUGGGUCGCUAUUAUGCUCUGUAUACUGAGAGGAAUAUACAUCUUGAGCUUGCUAGUAGUAUCACGCUCUGAUCACGCUCCCCAGACUGGACCGGCGUCCAUUAAGCUGGGUCCAACUCCAUUUCAACUUCUUGGAUGAGCAGGUGGCGGGUCAAGUAGGAAGAAUUCAAUCAUGUAUUCUAUGCCCAUCCUAGGAAUAUAGCCGUCCUAGUACGGCGUGUUCCUAGGGCCGCUAUAUUCCCAGGACCUGGUUUACUUUAUU
This is a messenger RNA of Trematosphaeria pertusa, 1077 nucleotides long. RefSeq lists its product as uncharacterized. The transcript is spliced from 2 exons. The coding region runs from base 159 to 887 and encodes 242 amino acids. The record is from RefSeq and is a predicted model, not a curated record. Lineage: Eukaryota; Fungi; Ascomycota; Dothideomycetes; Pleosporales; Trematosphaeriaceae.